AUGACUGAAGUUCUGGAUGAUCGCACGGCGGACGUGGCUCCUCUGAUCCGCGAUGAAGAUUCUCGCGAUAGCACCGAACAAGAGCCAGAUCUCAAAGUGGGGUGUGAUUUUUGCUGUAACCCGAACCGAACAUGUUACCGUUUCAUUGCACUCUUUCUCAUGUGCUUUAUGGGAUUUGGAUCGUACUUCUGUUACGACAAUCCCGGCGCUCUUCAGACUUACAUUAAGGCUGACAUGGGCGUGACAACUUCGGAAUUUGCCAACCUGUACUCGUGGUAUUCGUGGCCGAAUGUGAUCUUGUGUUUCGUCGGAGGCUACUUAGUGGACAGCGUAUUCGGAAUCCGUUUCGGAACAGCAUUGUUCGCGCUUAUCGUCUUCGCAGGUCAGAUCAUCUUCGCCUUGGGCGGUCUACUGAACAAGUAUUGGCUUAUGGAAGCCGGAAGAUUUGUUUUUGGAAUCGGAGGAGAAUCGCUUGCUGUUGCACAAAACACCUACGCCGUCUCGUGGUUCAUGGGGAAAGAAUUAAACAUGGUCUUCGGACUUCAAAUGAGUUUUGCUCGGGUCGGAUCUACCGUGAAUUUCAACAUGAUGGUGCCAUUGUACGACUACAUCCAUCAGUAUUACAAGGGUUACCAAUGCACUGGCAUCGUGCUCAUGAUCGCCGCCGUGUUUUGCCUGCUGUCCUUCAUUUGUGCCUCGGCUCUUGGCUGGUUGGAUUAUCGUCGAGCGAAGUUGACAGGGAAGGCGGAAGCCGAAACCGGCGAAGUCAUUCAACUCCGAGACAUAUUCGAUUUUGGCGCUUCGUUCUGGCUCGCGACAGCCAUUUGCGUUUCCUACUACGUCGCCAUCUUCCCACUGAUUGGGCUCGGGCAGAUAUUCUUCCAACGAAAAUAUGGCUUGAGUUCCAGUGCUGCCAAUGCCGUUAAUGGGAUCGUGUACAUCAUAGCUGCCUUCGCCUCGCCGCUUUUUGGAAUUAUCAUGGAUAAGACCGGAAGGAAUGUUCUUUGGUGUUUCAUUGCGAUCGUGUGUACGUUGGGGAGCUUUGCGGGCUUAACAUUCACGUUUGUGAAUCCAUACAUUCCUAUGGUUUCCGUGGGACUGAGCUAUUCGCUGCUUGCAAGUGCCUUAUGGCCGAUGGUGGCGCUGUUACUCCCGGAACAUCAACUCGGAACAGCUUACGGAAUAAUGCAGGCUGCUCAGAAUCUGGGACUCGCUGUGAUAACGAUGUUAGCUGGAUGGAUCGUGGACACGAAGGGAUAUUUCGUAUUGCUGACAUUUUUUAUUCUUUGUUUAUCCGUGAGUCUCAUGGCAAUUAUCGUUCUCUGGGUGCUCGACUAUACGCAGAAUGGCUUGCUUAACUUGUCUAUUGAAGCUCGUGAGGCGAGGCGGAUUGAAUCAAUGUUGGCGAAACGAGACUCCAUAUCUUCGAUGGAUUCACGUACGAGGCAAGCGAUGAGACUCAGUCAAUCCGAAUUCUCUCUUCGCAACAGGUUCCUGUCAAGAAUCGGCGCUCAAGUCAGUAUAGAAUGUUUUUUUCCCCACCCCGAGUAUGGUAUUGAGCAUGGAGUUGGAUGUGGCCUUGCUGGGUAUUUUCUUCUGGUGGAGUAAUUUAUUUAGUGGUUUGUAUUGUGGCACCCUGGUGAAGGUACUGUAGUUGUGCGAGUAUUCUUGAACUGUGGAAAAAUGCAUUUUACUUUUUUAUGGAAUCGCUGGGGGCAGUUGCAAAAUCUAUUUGGGAGCAAAUUUUGCAUGUAUAGAAUGGCGUAAAUAUUUGUCCAAGUUCUGUACAAUUGGAGCAAGGCUUUUCAGCCUGUGGUACUUACGGCACUUGACAGAUGGUGCCUCUAGAGGUGAUGGUGUAUGCGAAGAUUCGCAUGCUCAUGCAUUCCCAAGAUCCACGUGAAGUUUGAAACGCCUGAAUAUUCUCGGAUUUCCACUUGGCUCAUGUGCAUGCAAAGUUCAAUCGGGUGUUGAACUUCUUCCUUUCUGCGAACCAGUAAAACUGAUUCAACCAUUAUGUCGAAGUUUCAGGCUAAGAAAUAAAUUCUGAAAAAUAUGAGUUCGUUACUACUUUUACAGCCUUUACAUUUCACAUUUUAUUUCAACCAUUUGUACAUUACUUAAUGAAAGUUUGGUGAUUUUGUCAGAAGAUUCAUGGUCAGUCAUAAACAAAACAAUAAUAGCGUUAAAUGGGGGUGAGAAAGCAUGUUGUUGAUUUUUGAAGUUGAUGGUAUGUUGCGCGCGUUUGAAUGCCUGAUGCAUUGGUAAAUUGCACGCAAAUUCAAUUAUUGUGUUUGGUGUUAUUCUAGUCGCACAAAACAUUUUUGCCUCAUAUCACGUCAUAUUUUGUGAGUAAUGAAAGUUGUCAUUUCCAGCUGCCGCCGACCUACGACGUCCAAACAAGAGCAUUGGCACACAGAAAGGCGAUGCGAUGAGGAUCUUCCUGCAAUUACUGAGGUAGAAGAACCACCGUUGUGUUGAAUUCUGGGAGACGAUAUUUUAUUCAUUUUUAUGCCAUAUUGUGGAAAUGCUUUUUACUCGCUUUGUGAAUCCUUGAGGAAAAGGAAUGGGAGUUUUAGUUGGGAGCAAAUUUUGCGUGGAUAGAAUAGUGAGAAUAUUUUUUCAAGUACAAUGUUUAAUGUACAGCCUUUUCAAGUUGAAC
Notodromas monacha is the source of this 2662-nucleotide messenger RNA. The record is from the annotation of a GenBank genome assembly. Lineage: Eukaryota; Metazoa; Arthropoda; Ostracoda; Podocopida; Cyprididae.